Nilaparvata lugens (brown planthopper) is the source of this 2892-nucleotide messenger RNA. RefSeq names its product coatomer subunit gamma (gene gammaCOP). Bases 130 to 2772 code for a protein of 880 amino acids. Lineage: Eukaryota; Metazoa; Arthropoda; Insecta; Hemiptera; Delphacidae. Gene Ontology annotation, molecular function: structural molecule activity. The record is from RefSeq and is a predicted model, not a curated record. Gene Ontology annotation, biological process: organelle transport along microtubule; protein secretion; intra-Golgi vesicle-mediated transport. The transcript has 16 exons. Gene Ontology annotation, cellular component: COPI vesicle coat; endoplasmic reticulum; Golgi membrane.
UUCCUGUCAAUUUGGUGUUUGCGGCUGAGCGUAUGUGAGUUGAGUUUGUGUUGUCGGAAUUUUAUACGUGUCCUCUUGUAGAGAAAAUAUUCAGAUUAUUUUUAACUUUUCAUCAAAUAAUAUCUUGAAAUGGCAUUCAAAAGAGACAAGAAGGAAGAGGAAGAUGGAGGUGGAAAUAUUUUUCAAAAUCUUGAGAAGACUAGUGUUCUACAAGAAGCACGAACAUUCAACGACACUCCAGUAAAUCCCAGAAAAUGUACUCAUAUACUCACUAAGAUACUCUAUCUUCUCAAUCAGGGAGAGCAGUUGGGAUGUACAGAAGCAACCGAAGUCUUUUUUGCUGUGACAAAACUGUUCCAGUCAAAGGAUGUUGUUCUUCGAAGGAUGGUCUACCUUGGAAUCAAGGAGCUAUCCUCUCUUGCAGAGGAUGUCAUCAUUGUCACAUCGAGUUUGACAAAGGAUAUGACUGGAAGAGAAGACCUCUACAGAGCAGCUGCCAUACGAGCGUUGUGCAGUAUUACUGAUGUGACGAUGCUGCAGAGCAUUGAGCGUUACAUGAAGCAGGCGAUCGUUGAUAGGAAUUCAGCGGUGAGCAGUGCGGCCCUAGUCAGUAGUCUGCAUCUGACCAAAGUGGCCGGCGAAGUUGUCAAGCGCUGGGUCAACGAGGCACAGGAAGCUGUCAACUCUGAUAGCAUCAUGGUCCAGUACCACGCACUUGGAGUUCUGUACCACAUUAGGAAAUCUGAUCGUCUUGCUGUAACAAAGCUCGUCGCCAAAUUGGGACGCAUGUCGUUGAAAUCUCCUUUUGCAGUCUGUAUGCUUAUCCGAAUUGUUUGCAAACUACUGGAGGAGGAAGGUGGUGAAUGGUCAGAGUCGCCUCUGUUCGACUUUGUAGAAUCGUGCCUGAGACACAAAUCGGAAACUGUUAUCUACGAGGCGGCGCACGCCAUCGUCAAUAUGAAGAACACGACUCAGCGGGAGCUGGCUCCUGCCGUCAGUGUGCUCCAGUUGUUCUGCACUUCUCCCAAGCCCACUCUCAGAUUUGCUGCCGUUCGCACACUAAACAAGGUAGCGAUGUCGCACCCGGCUGCCCUGAUGGCCUGCAACUGCGACCUGGAGAGCCUGAUCACCGACUCGAAUCGCUCGAUCGCCACGCUGGCUAUCACCACCCUGCUCAAGACAGGCGCCGAGUCGUCCGUCGACCGCCUCAUGAAGCAGAUCUCUUCCUUCGUCUGCGAGAUCAGCGACGAGUUCAAGAUUGUUGUUGUCCAGGCGAUUCGGGCACUAUGUUUGAAGUUUCCCCGAAAGCACAGUGUGCUGAUGAAUUUCCUGUCAACCAUGUUGAGAGACGAAGGAGGACUUGAAUACAAGGCAUCCAUUGCCGACACGGUCAUCACGAUCAUUGAAGAAAACCCGGAUGCAAAAGAAACAGGUCUUGCACAUUUGUGUGAGUUCAUUGAAGAUUGCGAACACACCAGUCUGGCUGUCAGAAUACUGCAUCUUCUCGGCAAGGAGGGUCCCAAAACAAAGCAACCAUCCAGGUACAUCCGGUUCAUCUACAACCGCGUGAUCCUGGAGAACGCGGUGGUGCGUGCGGCGGCGGUGGCGGCGAUGGCGCGCUUCGGGGCGGCGUGCCCCGCGCUGCUGCCCAACAUACAGGUGCUGCUGGCGCGCUGCCACAUGGACUCUGAUGACGAGGUGCGCGACCGCGCCACAUACUACCACUCCAUCCUCGGCGCUCAGGACAAGGCGCUCGCCAACCACUACAUCGUCGACACCCUACAGGUAUCUCUGCCGAUCCUAGAAAAGUCUCUCCACCAGUACGUGCAGAACCCCAGUCCAGUUGCAUUUGACCUGAAAUCGAUUCCGCCGCCGUCAGCUGUGCCCGAUGAUCACGUGACUGCUUCCAAUAAGAUCGCAACCGAAGGAUCAAUCACCUCAACCGUUCCGAAGGUUAGCUUGGCCUCAAGAGAAGAAAGUUAUGCGGUGAAGUUACAGAGUGUGCCAGAAAUCGCAAAACUGCCUGGCCCACUGUUCCGCUCUUCAGACCCCGUGCAGCUCACAGAAUCCGAAACCGAGUAUGUAGUCCGCUGCAUCAAACAUUCCUUCCCUCAUCACCUUGUUCUACAGUUCGAGUGUCUGAACACAUUGAACGACCAACUACUGGAGAAUGUAUGGGUGCAGCUUGAACCAAGCGAAGGAUACCAAGUGAUUCAGAGCAUUCCAUGUCCUCGUCUGCAGUACGGAGAGUCGGCUAGCACCUACAUCGUAUUGAAAUUCCCUGAUCAAUUAUCAGCAACAAUCGGGAAUUUUGGUGCUACUUUGAAAUUCAUCGUCAAAGAUUGUGAUGUGUCCACUGGAUUACCAGAUACAGAAGAAGGCUAUGAUGACGAAUACAUGCUGGAAGACGUGGAGGUGUCGUUGAGCGACCAGAUACAGAAGGUGACGAAGGCGAACUUUGGCGCGUCGUGGGAGGAGGCGGCAAGUGGCUUCUGCGAGAUGGAGGAUAUGUACAGCCUGGCGAGUAUGACGUCACUGGAUGAGGCAGUCGGCAACGUGACUGCCUUCCUCGGCAUGCAGCCGGCAGACCGAUCCGACAAGGUCCCAGCCGGCAAAUCGGCGCACACUCUCUUCCUCGCUGGCAUCUUCAGGGGCGGACACGAGGUGCUUGUGCGAGCCAAGCUGGCAAUGGCCGACGCUGUCACCAUGCAACUCACCGUCAGGUCCACCGAACAGAUGGUCGCCGAACUCAUCACCUCCACUGUCGGCUGAUUCACUCACAUUGUUAUAUGCUAUAUUAAUUCAUCAUUAUAAUAUAUUAUAUUCUAUUGUCACUGCUGCAAUAUUUCUACUGAAAGUAUUCAUGUAUAAAUAAAAACUGUUUAAAACUGA